Molecule: messenger RNA, 783 nt
Organism: Paramecium tetraurelia
Lineage: Eukaryota; Ciliophora; Oligohymenophorea; Peniculida; Parameciidae
Exons: 1
Source: RefSeq, a predicted model, not a curated record
AUGUAAGAACAAAAUAUUGAUUAACAGGUGGCUGAAAGUAUUUAAUAAAUAAUCACCAUCAGACAAGAAUUAGCAUAAAUUAAUAUGAUAGAUCCCAGUUUGAAUUCACCUAGAUAGCAGGAAGUAGAAAAAGUUGAUCCUGUAUUGACAUCAGGAGGAUUCAGAUUUAAAACACACCAGAAUUUGGGAGAGAAAUAGAUCAAAAGGAGACAGCUCUCGUCACAGGAGGAUGAUCUCAGGGCUUUCUCUGAAUUUAAUGAAGAAGAUGAGGUGAAACAUUCCUCUUCAGAUGAGGAUGAUAAACGUCCUGAACAGAGAUCCCAUAAAUAGCCAUGGUAUUAUAAAUCAGCAGUGCCAAUCAUAAGUAGUAAGAAUUCAGAGAAGAAUUGGGAAAAUUAUAGUGGCAGAAAGAAACAUUAGAAAAAUAAGUAUUCUUUUGCAUCCGAAUCCUCAGAUUAGAGUUUCAAUAGAAUGGGUGUAAUGACUUUGAAAGAAGAAUUUCAAAGCAUUUAUGAAUAAUAGCAAGUAGAUGAGGAUAUUAAAGAAAAGGAUACUGAGUUGAAUGAUAGCGAUGAAAUACCUUCACUAGUUUAAUAAUAGUCAAUAAUCUAAGAUUCUACUAUCAUCAUAAACAGGAAAUCAUAAUAAUUAAGUAAAUCAAAAGUUUAAUUUGAAACAACAGAAGAAUCUGUAAAAGCUGACCCUUACAAAAAUCUAAAGAUAGCAGGGGUAUUACUGGCUACUUGUGGAAUAGCUGGAUGGCUAUACAAGAAGUAUUUUUGA